Molecule: messenger RNA, 6785 nt
Organism: Paramormyrops kingsleyae
Lineage: Eukaryota; Metazoa; Chordata; Actinopteri; Osteoglossiformes; Mormyridae
Gene: grm1a
Product: glutamate receptor, metabotropic 1a
Biological process (GO): G protein-coupled receptor signaling pathway
Cellular component (GO): membrane
Molecular function (GO): G protein-coupled receptor activity
Source: RefSeq, a predicted model, not a curated record
AGGUAGCUGAGAGAGGCAGCAUUGGCAGCGUCUGCGUUUUUGGAGGAACCGUGGAAAGACAAAAGGAAAUGUGUGUCGGGGCUCUGGUCAGAAUGAGAAUGCUGCCCCCACCCCAAUACACCCAGAGAAGGUGUCUUGUGGGGACAGAUACAAGUCAUCUUCACUGGGAACGAUUCAAUUAAGAGUACAAAAGAAUGUUUUCUUUUGCAUAACUUCAGUCCAGUCAAUGCAAGUGAUUUCUUUUUUUAUAUAUAUAUAAUCUAACAUUCACUAUUUUUGCUCCUAUAUUUAUAUAAGUAUACUAAUAACAUAAGUACGCUAAUAUAUAACAAAAUAUACACAUUUAAUCUCAUUUCCACCUCUUCUCCUGGUGAGGGUUUAAUAGUUUAAUAUAUACACAUGCACAAUAUAAUGUAAAUGUCUGCUUGGGAGUUUUAAACUAAUACACUAGUGGCUGAGGGAAGUGGAUCUAGUAUUUAAGGACUGAGCCUUUGCUCCGAUAAGUCUCAUUUAAUCCCCCAGCAACGCUGCACCUCUCCUCGCUUAUCAUUAAGGUCGGAAUUAUAGAGCUGACAGGCCUGAGAGGGGCCCGAGUCAGACUGGAUAGAGGGAGGUUUUGCAUAGAGCCCCACAAAUCACCGUAUCAGGUCCCUCUCGAGUUUUUAAUCCCUACAGGAAAAUACAGGACGGCUCCGUGUCACCGCAGUAUAACGUUGAAUUCUCUUUAAAAGGUUUUACUUUCGCCGACGAUAAAGUCGGUGGGGCCAAAGAGGUUGUUGCAGCAAGACCAUAUUGGUGGGGUGAAUUUACGGUAAUAGAUCGUCUCGCAAUUUCGCAGACGACCACCAACCUAACUAUUCUGCAGAGCUGGCUAUCACGCAUGAGAAUCGCCGAGAUCCGAGGGGCCUUUUGUCUUAGCAGACCUGUAGCCUCCGCUUUCCCAUUUCACCCGCGCACACUUGGCAGGAGUCUCCGGCUUUUAAUUGCUCUCCUCUUCAUAGAGAUGUACGCACGUCCUUCCUUUAUAUCGGGGACACUCUGCAGUUUCUGUGACCCGAUUUUUCUGAUGUAGUGAUUUACUGACAAAGGAGGGGGGCACUCGCGUUCUCACUGUGGAGAGGAAAAAAAAGAAAAAAGAGAAAUCAUCCACUCAUCCAGCGGCAGAAACGGCAGAAAGUGUCUUAGACAAGGACUGGGCGCUCCAGAAGACGGAGAAGCGGGCGAUGUCUCUCCGAUGCAGCAGGUAUUUUAAAACUUUGGGAGAUUCUUUUUGCAAAGCAUGGUUACUUCGAAUCUGGAUCUAAAGUAAAACGACCUUGAUAAUCAGCUUCGGCAAACGGAUGUUAUGCAAAUUUAGAUAAAAGCCUUGAAGCAAUGUGGAGUAUUAAAAUGAAUCUGAUAACAUUGAUUUUGUUUCCUGCUGUAUGCUUUGAUAUAUAUGCUUGCGCCAGUAACAUACAUGAAAGGUCAGUGGUGCCUAGAUCCGUGUCCCGAUCCGUAGCAAGAAUGAAUGGAGAUAUAAUUAUCGGAGCCCUUUUUUCCGUCCAUCAUCAACCGUCAGCCGAGAAGGUUGCCGAGAGAAAAUGCGGGGAAGUCCGGGAACAGUACGGCAUCCAAAGGGUGGAAGCGAUGUUUCAUACUCUGGACCGUAUCAAUUCGGAUCCGAACCUCCUACCUAACAUCAGCUUGGGCUGUGAGAUUAGGGACUCCUGUUGGCAUUCAUCUGUGGCACUGGAACAAAGUAUCGAAUUUAUACGGGAUUCGCUCGUUUCUGAACGGGACGACAAGGACGGCUCCAAGACAUGCGUAGACGGGACGCCUCUGAAAGAUCUUCCGGCGUCCAAGAAGCCCAUAGCCGGGGUGAUCGGUCCCGGCUCCAGUUCGGUGGCCAUCCAAGUUCAAAAUCUGCUGCAGCUUUUCAACAUCCCCCAGAUCGCCUAUUCGGCGACCAGCAUCGACCUCAGCGAUAAAACCCUCUUCAAAUAUUUUUUGAGAGUCGUGCCCUCGGACACCCUUCAGGCGAGGGCGCUUGUGGACAUAGUCAAGCGCUACAACUGGACAUACGUAUCUGCUGUCCAUACCGAAGGCAACUACGGGGAGAGCGGGAUGGAGGCAUUUAAGGAGAUGGCCUCCCAGGAGGGCCUGUGCAUCGCCCACUCGGACAAGAUCUACAGCAACGCCGGGGAGAAGCACUUCGACCGGCUUCUACGGAAGCUGCGGGAGCGACUGCCCAAGGCGCGCGUGGUCGUCUGCUUCUGCGAGGGCAUGACGGUCCGUGGCCUGCUGAUGGCCAUGCGGCGCCUGGGCGUGGCGGGAGAGUUCCUGCUCAUCGGCAGUGAUGGCUGGGCUGACCGAGACGAGGUGGUGGAGGGAUACGAACUGGAGGCGGAGGGCGGCAUCACCAUGAAGCUGCAGUCGGCCGAGGUCACCUCCUUCAACGACUACUUCCUGAAGCUGCGGCUGGAUGCAAAUGCCAGGAAUCCAUGGUUCGGCGAGUUCUGGCAGCACCGCUUCCAGUGCCGGAUCCCAGGCCACCCGUCUGAAAACACCAACUACAAGAAGAUCUGCUCCGGUAACGAGAGUCUGAGCGAGAACUACGUGCAGGACAGCAAGAUGGGCUUUGUGAUCAACGCCAUCUACGCCAUGGCGCACGGCCUGCAUGACAUGCAGCGUUUCUUGUGCCCCGAUGGACCGGGCCUGUGCGCUGCCAUGAGGCCUCUCGACGGCAGCAAGCUGCUCGACUUCCUGCUCAAGACCACCUUCAAUGGCGUGUCCGGCGAGGACGUCUACUUUGAUGAGAACGGGGACACGCCCGGCAGGUACGACAUCAUGAACCUGCAGUACGUGGAGGUCGGUCGCUAUCACUACAUCAACGUGGGCUCCUGGCACGAGGGCAUCCUCAACAUCGACGACAGCCGGAUCCAGAUGAACCGCAGCGGCAUCGUCCGCUCUGUCUGCAGCGACCCGUGUUCCAAGGGCCAGAUCAAGGUGAUCAGGAAAGGGGAGGUGAGCUGCUGUUGGAUCUGCACAACCUGCAAGGACAAUGAGAUGGUGCAGGACGAGUUCACCUGCAAAGCCUGUGACCUGGGCUGGUGGCCGGACGAGGAGCUGGCGGGUUGCGAGCCCAUUCCCCUGAAGUAUCUGGAGUGGACUGAUGUCGAGUCCAUAGUGGCCGUGGUCUUCUCCUGUCUGGGCAUCCUGGUUACCAUGUUUGUGACAUUCAUCUUCGUGCUGUACCGUGACACCCCCGUGGUGAAAUCCUCCAGCCGCGAGCUAUGUUACAUCAUCUUGGCCGGCAUCUUCCUGGGUUACGUGUGCCCCUUCACGCUCAUCGCCCGGCCCACCGUGACCUCCUGCUACCUGCAACGUCUCCUGGUGGGCCUCUCCUCUGCCAUGUGUUACUCCGCCCUGGUGACCAAGACCAACCGCAUCGCUCGCAUCCUGGCGGGCAGCAAGAAGAAGAUCUGCACGCGCAAGCCGCGCUUCAUGAGCGCCUGGGCCCAGGUGGUCAUCGCUUCACUUCUAGUCAGCAUCCAGCUCACUCUGGAGGUCACACUCAUCAUCCUUGAGCCACCGGAGCCCAUCAAGUCCUACCCCAGCAUCCGGGAGGUCUACCUGAUCUGCAACACCAGCAACUUGGGUGUGGUGGCGCCAUUGGGCUACAACGGCCUGCUCAUCAUGAGUUGCACCUACUACGCCUUCAAGACGCGCAACGUGCCGGCCAACUUCAACGAGGCCAAGUACAUCGCCUUCACCAUGUACACCACCUGCAUCAUUUGGCUGGCCUUCGUGCCCAUCUACUUCGGCAGCAACUACAAGAUCAUCACCACCUCCUUCUCCGUCAGCCUGAGCGCCACUGUGGCCCUGGGCUGCAUGUUCACGCCCAAGAUCUACAUCAUCAUCGCCAAGCCCGAGCGCAAUGUGCGCAGCGCCUUCACCACAUCCGACGUGGUGCGCAUGCAUGUGGGCGACGGCAAGGUGGACUGUCGCAGCAACAGCCUGCUCAACAUGUUCCGCAGGAAGAAGAACUCCCCAGGCAAUGCGAGUUCUAAUGGAAAGUCUGUGUCAUGGUCUGAACCAGGUGCCAAGCAGCCACCGAAGGGGGAGCACAUGUGGCACAGACUGUCAGUACAUGUGAGGAAACAGGAGCCCAGCCCCAAUCAGACAGCUGUCAUCAAACCCCUAACUAAAGCCUACGACACUGGCCUCAGCAUCUCAGACCUCAGCACCAAAACUUUGUACGAUGUGGCAGAGGAGGAAGAGGGUGAUCCUGUCCACCACAAUCCGCCUGACAACCCUGCCGUGAUGGCCGUUGGCCAGGUGCUCAACGUUGGGCCGGAAAAAGACAUGGUGGGGGGGCAGGCAUGCCUAGCCGAGCGUCCGUGCAACUGCGCCUUCCCCCCGCAGUCCGUCAUGGCCCACCUCCAGGAGGUGGCAGACAAACUCCAUUCCAGCGUGCCGGAUUUUAACGACGAGGUCCGGGGCCCUGGGAGUGGGGCAAGGCCCUGCUACCAAACCCAUCUGGGCCAAUGUCCGACCCCCACCUCGCACCUGGACCCCUUUGAGGAGGAGCUCUUAUGCCCUACUGAUGAGCUGGAGGAUGAGCGGUUGGGCCUGAUUGGCAGCUACGCUUAUGACAACGUCCGGAUCCAUGAAACAGAGGAGAUGGAGGAGGAUUUGGAGGAGCUGGUACCAAGCCGGUUCACCCCAGAGGCCUCCCCAGCCCUAACACCCCCAUCUCCUUUUAAAGACUCAGUGGGCUCAGGAAGCUUUGCCCCAAACUCCCCUGUGUCCGAGUCCGAGCUAUGCAGCCCACCCCGCAUGACCUAUGCCUCCAUCGUCCUGAGGGACUACACCCAGAGCUCGUCCACUUUGUGAGGCUAGCAACGUGUCUCUUUGCUCCUUUGUUCUAUCAAUUUCGUUUUUUGUUUUGAAGACAAACAAAACUAAACAAAUCAAAGCAAAGCAAACGGAAUAUCCCCAAUGGCCUCUGUGUGCCCAUUCAUUCUGCAAAUCUUAAACAAGGGGGCCCAACAAUGGAGCAUCUCAGCUUUCAAGAGAAAGUGUUGAAGGUGGGAGGAAUAGUUCUGGAAGUAUGCUGAAGGUAUUUUGCACGAGGAAAGCUGAAUCCGAUGGAUGACAACAAACAGGAAAUAAGACGUACUGUGAAAGUGGAUUGACACACGGAGAGUUAAUUGGUGUUGCAGAUGCAAACAGAUCAAAUUUUUGUAACUUUCCUGAAGUGUGUUAUGCCUUUCAGUGUUUUUAUUUCUGUUUAUUCUGAUUACGAACAUAAGUAAACUCGGAAAACCUGCUUCUAGAUGAUCGUUCCAUUUUGCAUUUUAAAUUUGAUAUUUGUUUAUGCUGCUAGAAGGAACAAACAGAUUUUUUUCAGUAAAAUAAAAAGUAUUCACCCCAAGGUUAUGGAAAACAGGAUUUCCCACAAGACCACUGGAUUCGUUGUAAUUAUUUUACCCGACCUCGCUCUUAUUUGACUAUAUCAGUUGUCGAAUAAAUUUGAACUGUGACAAUAUGGGUUGUUUGUGAAGGAUUUAAAGGAUUUAUACAAAGUUAUACAAAGAUUACUGUUAAGAUAUUCCCCACUGUUUCCACUUAAAUUGAAUAAUAAUAGAUUUCAUUAUUUUCCUUAAUUACAUUAUGGUUAUUUAAUUUAUUUUAAUUUAACCUUAGUACAGUUAAGCAAUUCAGUGACUGGGUAAUGCCACUUGGUUUUAGAAAAGGGACACCUUAUCUGACAUAAAGCACAGGGAACAUUUUCUUUUAAGAGAAAAAAUGAACUUAAGUCCAAGAAACUAUUGCUUUUAGCCACUAGACCUAGAUUUUCAAACUGCCCAAUACAAUAUAAUAGUUUAGCAACUUAGUAUGAACAAAACCAAGCACUUAUAAGUGAAGACUUUGGGCCAGGGUUCGAGGACUGGGAUUAAUAUCUGCUGUUCUUUUCAAAUUUGCAUUUUCUGUUUCCAUUGAAAAACAAGUCAUCAAAAAAUGAAAAAAAGACUUUGCACGUUACAUUAAAGAUAUUUUUUACAAUUUUCAGGAGUUUCAUAUGAGCUAAAAUAGAAGGCUGGAAAGUUUUGUGCUAGACUGUAAUUCUGCAGAAUAUUAUAGUGAAAAAAGGGAAAGUAUAUACAUAUUUUUUAAAAAAAUGAAAAUUACUGAAACAAAAAAUAGAUAUAUAAUUUUUUCACGUUAUAUUUCAUUGUUUCUAUGAUCUUUUAUCAUUGUAAUAAUGAUAUGUCUUUAAAAUUUAUAUUCCAUCAAACUGUCUCCCUUUUCAUACAAAGGCUCCCUGUUUGUAAAAUUAUUGUAGAAUGUGGGAAAUGUAUAUUGUCUUGAACUUGUUUUGUGGUGAAAGAGGCAUUGAAUUUGGGUAACUUUUCCAGGAAAUUUAGAAGUCAGUGAUCUCCUUAAGAACUUUAAUUUUAAGGUUUACAAUUUUGUAGUUGCUUCUAGUGAUAAGGUGUUGCAUUUAAAUCAUGCCUAGAUUGAUCUUGUUCAAACUGAAAGUUUAAAUGAACUACAUGAUUAUAAGUUAUAUAGUAAUGUAUUUAUUAGACUGGGAUUAUCCCAAGUAUAGAUAAAUAUACUGAGUAUCGUAAUUUAUGAAUUGAUAUACAGUUAGUGCAUUCAUGUAUUCUGUUUGAGUACCGAAUCAUUUGUAAAACGUGGGGCAAAAGGUCAGUCACGUGGUAUCAGCUAGACGUGAGAACACAUGUGUACUUGCCAGGAUUAAUGAUUCUGUAAAAUAAAUAUUUUAUAAUUAA